This is a messenger RNA of Etheostoma cragini (Arkansas darter), 1785 nucleotides long. It is a transcript of the gene neurl2, whose product is annotated as neuralized E3 ubiquitin protein ligase 2. Gene Ontology annotation, biological process: intracellular signal transduction. NCBI's taxonomy places the organism in Eukaryota, Metazoa, Chordata, Actinopteri, Perciformes, Percidae. Gene Ontology annotation, molecular function: ubiquitin protein ligase activity. The transcript has 2 exons. The record is from RefSeq and is a predicted model, not a curated record. The coding region runs from base 65 to 1105 and encodes 346 amino acids.
AAAAUAGCCUUCUACCAGAAGCUUCCCUGAGUGGCCCACAGAUAAGCAGAGCAGGAUUAUUUCUAUGUGGCACUGCAAGUGGUCGUGUCUCUACGAUGACCACGUGUUGGUUCGCAAUAGUUCACUCCUGCAAGACUAUUUGAUUGGUUUCAGUAAGCCUGUGUCUGUUUGUUGUGUUUUUUUUACAGCUAUCCAACUGCAAAUGGAGCCCUUUCCUGAUCAGUUCAUGGAAUUCCACCCGAUCCAUGGUACAAAUGUCCGACUGGACUACUCAGGAACCCAGGCCACCCGGGUGGAGAGCUUCGCGAAUGGUGUGUGUUUCAGCAAACGGCCUCUGAAGCCCGGGGAGAUUUUUCUCAUAGAGAUCGAGGAUAAGGAGCUGGGCUGGUGCGGCCACCUCCGAGUCGGCCUGACUGCCAAGGACCCCAGGAGCUUAGAGGUGGUACCUGAAUACUCCAUCCCAGACCUGACAGACUCAGGGGACAGCUGGAUUUUUGCCAUUACUCGCAACCAUAACAAGAUCGUAGAGGAUUCUGGAGCAGGGGGUCAAGAGGCUGGAGACGGAGGACUGGCUGGGGGCCGGAGGCUUGGGCGAGGGGAGGUUGAAGAUGGAGCAGUAGGCGAGGGAGAUGGAGGAGGAGGCAACAACAACAACAAACCAAAGACUUUCUUCACUGACUCUCACUUGCACAUUGAGAAUGUUCGGAUCCCCAGAGACAAGCUGGUGGGUCGGAGCAGGCCCGGGCGCUACAGCCACAUUUUAGAUGACUUGUAUAAAACCAACUGCCUGCCUCCCACGGCCAGACGCAGCCGGAUAGGAGUACUGUAUGUGCUUAAAGGGCAAGACCUGGCUGAUAUGCACAUGGUCAUCAACGGUGAGGACAUGGGAGCUUCUGCAAAGGGGAUCCCCUCCACCCAGCCUCUCCAUGCUGUGGUGGACGUCUUUGCUGCUACUAAGUGUGUCCGAAUUGUCCAGGUGGAGUACGGAUUCUCGUCCUUGCAGACGUUGUGUAGGAAGGCCAUCCAGAAGCACAUUGUCCACAGGAUGGCCAUUGACUGGCUGGAGCUGCCAGAGGCACUGAAGCACUACUGCAAGUAUGAAUAAAGGACACAGACCUGCAAUGGACAGAAACUCCAGCGGUGGCCUAAAGGUUAGAGAAGCGAGCUUGUGACCGGGAGGCUGUCGGUUCAAUUGCCAGACCGACAUGAUAAAGUCUGGGUGGGGAGUGUACCUCCCUCAUUACCCCCACUGAGGUAACCUUUCGGAAGGCCCCUAACCCCAACUGCUCCAGUGGCGCUGCUCAGACUGUGGUCGUACUGGGCAGCUUCCAGGUGUGAAUGUCAGACACCGCCUACCAAGAGCCUGGGUCUGUCCAAGGUUUCUUCCUAAACAACUGUCACACAAAUGCUUGCUCUUGAGGGAAUUACUGGAAUUGUUGGGUCUUUGUAUAUUAGAGUGUGGUCUAGACCUACUCUCUCUACUCUACUCUAUCUGUAAAGUGUGUCGAGAUAACUGAUGUUAUGAUUUGAUACUAUACCUAAAAUGAACUGAAUUUGAUCAGGGUGUUCCUGCAAAAGAGAGUAUUUCUCUGUGUACCUAAAAGUGAAGUUAGUGAAGAUAAAAAAAUAAUAAUAAAGAAAAUGAAAAGGACAUUUAAUUUUAUGAUGGAAGUCUGUGUUUAAUUUAUAAAUUGUGCUCUUGAUACCUGCCUGAUACUUGAUACCGCUGAUGGAGUCAUUUCUCUGAGAUGGCAACUGCUAACUAAAAUAAAUUCACACUAUUUC